Messenger RNA from Pundamilia nyererei, 1196 nucleotides. It is a transcript of the gene upb1, whose product is annotated as ureidopropionase, beta. The record is from RefSeq and is a predicted model, not a curated record. NCBI's taxonomy places the organism in Eukaryota, Metazoa, Chordata, Actinopteri, Cichliformes, Cichlidae. The coding region runs from base 1 to 1152 and encodes 383 amino acids. The transcript is spliced from 10 exons. Gene Ontology annotation, molecular function: beta-ureidopropionase activity.
AUGUCCGCAUGUGAGUUUGAAUCUCUGGAGAAAUCUCUGGAGUCCCAUCUGCCAGAGGCCGAGUUGGUGGAGGUGAAACGCAUCUUAUUUGGGAAGGAGACGAAGAAGCUGGACCUCUCAGCCUGUGCUGUGGAAGCUGCUUCUGAGCGAGACUUUGAGCUUAAAGGAUAUAAGUUUGAUGCGGCACAGGAACAACUCAGGCCACCCAGAAACAUCCGAGUGGGACUCAUUCAGCACCACAUUGUUCUGCCCACUGAUGCCCCCGUCCUGGAUCAGAUCAGUGCCAUGCACAGCCGAAUUGGUGAAAUGGUUGAGGUAGCAGCCAUGUGUGGUGUAAACAUUGUCUGCUUUCAGGAGACCUGGACCAUGCCCUUUGCGUUCUGCACCCGUGAGAAAGAACCAUGGACAGAGUUCGCAGAGUCUGCUGAAGAAGGAAACACCACACGCUUCUGCCAAGAGCUGGCCAAAAAGUACAACAUGGUCAUAGUUUCACCGAUUCUGGAGAGAGAGGAGUUACACGGCACCCUGUGGAACACGGCGGUGGUCAUCUCCAACUCUGGAAACGUGCUGGGAAAGAGCAGGAAGAACCACAUUCCCAGGAUCGGGGACUUUAAUGAGUCUACAUAUUACAUGGAGGGCAACACUGGCCACACAGUGUUCCAGACACAGUUUGGGAAGAUUGCUGUGAAUAUUUGCUACGGCCGUCAUCAUCCACUCAAUUGGUUCAUGUACAGCAUGAAUGGAGCUGAGAUCAUCUUCAACCCCUCGGCUACAGUUGGAGCUCUGAGUGAACCCAUGUGGUCUAUAGAGGCCAGAAAUGCAGCAAUCGCUAACCACUGUUUUACGUGUGCCAUUAACCGUGUUGGGACAGAACAUUUCAAAAGUGAAUUCACGUCUGGUGAUGGGAAAAAAGCUCACCACGACUUCGGACAUUUUUAUGGGUCCAGUUACGUGGCAGCUCCCGACGGCAGUCGCACGCCAGGCCUCUCUAGGACCCGAGAUGGGCUGCUCGUGGUAGAAAUGGAUCUCAACCUGAAUAGACAAAUAAAUGACAAGUGGAGUUUCAAGAUGACUGGACGGUAUGCUGAGUACGCAGAACAACUUGCCAAAGCUGUUCAGCAUGACUUCAAACCCAAAAUAGUAAAAGAGUAGAACAUAUUCUACAAAUAGUGCACAUUUAUUAUAGCCUAUUGCAG